Zymoseptoria tritici IPO323 is the source of this 953-nucleotide messenger RNA. RefSeq lists its product as uncharacterized. Gene Ontology annotation, biological process: cell redox homeostasis; cellular response to oxidative stress. The record is from RefSeq and is a predicted model, not a curated record. Gene Ontology annotation, molecular function: thioredoxin peroxidase activity. Lineage: Eukaryota; Fungi; Ascomycota; Dothideomycetes; Mycosphaerellales; Mycosphaerellaceae. Bases 143 to 883 code for a protein of 246 amino acids. Gene Ontology annotation, cellular component: cytoplasm. The transcript is spliced from 2 exons.
AUCUUUCUCGUAGAAAUACAACCAGUCGAUUGCUUCAAUUCUUGUCCUGCCCAUACGAUCAAGCGAAAUUUGCGCACUCAAAGCGCUCUUCUACCGGAGCUUCUGCCUCCAACACUCAACAUAUCGACCAUCUUACAUUACCAUGGUGGAACUCAGGAAAAGGCCGGCGCCGGCUGCGCCUGCUCCAGAACCAAAGAAGAGAGCUCCAUCGAAACCAAGAGUCCCAAAGGAGACGUCAAAACCUGCCGCCAAAGCUGAACCGACUGCGACUAAAGCUGCCCCAGAGCCAGAGAAGAAGCCCUCAGCAGCAGCAGCAGCGAAAUCCGGUCCGGCCAAGGUCGGCGACACCAUCACCGACCUUGACUCGUUCGGCGGGGACAUUGUGACCAACGAUGGCGAGAAGACGACUCUUGCGAAGCUUCUGGCCGCCAGCAAGGCCGGCGUUGUCCUGUUCACGUACCCAAAAGCCUCGACACCAGGCUGCACGAAACAAGUCUGCUUCUUUCGCGACUCUUACGAUGCUCUGACGUCGACAGGUCUCUCGAUCUACGGUCUCAGCACAGACUCGCCGAAAUCGAACACAACUUUCAAGACGAAGCAGAACCUUCCAUAUCCACUUCUUUGCGAUCCUUCAGCGACCUUGAUCAAGGCGAUCGGUCUGAAAAAAGCGCCAAGCGGAACCACCCGUGGAGUUUUCGUAAUUGAUAAGAGUGGGAAAGUGUUGGCUGCUGAGCCAGGUGGUCCGGAGCCGACCAUGCAGGUUGUCAAGAAGCUGGUCGAUGCAAGUGGAGCGUCAGGUGGUGCAGAGAAGAAGGAAGAUAAGGAGAAGGCGGAGACGGCUGCUGAGGUUGCGGAUACUGCGGAGAAGGUCGAUGCUGCUUGAGGUGUCUUGUGCGAUACAUGCUUGAGCUCAAUAACCUCAAGUACGGAACUGACACCCGUCUUGACUCUGA